CUGAGCGCAGCUAUGGUUGUUACAAACGCACUACCCCAGACACUAAGUGGCAAGAUCGCCCUCGUUACCGGUGGAGCACGAGGAAUCGGCGCCGGAAUCGCCCUUGAACUGGCCAAACGAGGUGCCUCCAUUGCCAUCAACUACUGCGGCAGCCGCCAACCCGCAGAGGACCUAGUCAAAACCAUCCAGAGCCUCGAUAUCGAAGCAGCCGCAUUCCAGGCAGACCUGACCCAGGUAUCUAAUAUAGAAAGCCUCUUCCGCCAGGUCGUCGGCCAUUUCGGCCAGGUGGAUAUCGUGGUAUCCAACUCCGGCGUUGAGAAAUUCGGCGCUCUGGACGAAACCACCCUCGAUGACUUCGAUCAGGUUUUCAGCCUCAAUACCCGCGCGCAGUUCUUUGUUGCUCGGCAUGCUUUCGAGCAUAUCCAGCCUGGCGGACGCGUCAUCCUCAUGUCUUCUAUUGCCGCGGGGGUAGGUGUUCCUGGUCAUGCAUUGUAUGCGGGCAGCAAGUCUGCCGUCGAAGGAUUUACCCGCUGUCUUGCAGCGGACUUUGGACAGGUGAAAUGUACUGUCAAUGCCAUUGCCCCGGCUGGAAUUAAGAGUGAUAUGUGGCUUGCAAACUCGUGGCGAUAUGCUCCUGGCUGUGAUAAGAACUCUUCCCUGCAGGAUAUCGAGGCGGCCCUGGCGGGGGGCAGUCCGUUGGAUAGGUGUGGAGUACCAGAGGAUAUUGGACGAGUGGUCUCAUUCCUAGCCGGUCCUGAUAGCGAAUGGGUCAAUGGUCAAAUCAUAGCAGUCAAUGGAGGUGCGAACAUAUAG
Aspergillus versicolor CBS 583.65 is the source of this 813-nucleotide messenger RNA. It is a transcript of the gene arp2, whose product is annotated as hydroxynaphthalene reductase arp2. The transcript has 2 exons. Bases 13 to 813 code for a protein of 266 amino acids. The record is from RefSeq and is a predicted model, not a curated record. Gene Ontology annotation, molecular function: oxidoreductase activity. Lineage: Eukaryota; Fungi; Ascomycota; Eurotiomycetes; Eurotiales; Aspergillaceae.